Sycon ciliatum is the source of this 4175-nucleotide messenger RNA. RefSeq lists its product as uncharacterized. Gene Ontology annotation, biological process: signal transduction; protein phosphorylation. Gene Ontology annotation, molecular function: ATP binding; protein kinase activity; protein binding. NCBI's taxonomy places the organism in Eukaryota, Metazoa, Porifera, Calcarea, Leucosolenida, Sycettidae. The coding region runs from base 150 to 3137 and encodes 995 amino acids. The transcript has 2 exons. The record is from RefSeq and is a predicted model, not a curated record. Gene Ontology annotation, cellular component: cytoplasm.
AGGGUAUUAUAACAAUAGGAACCUGGGAAGUUGUGGCUGAAUCCCAGUCCCUAGUGCGACCGGGACCAAUUCUUCUCCCGUCUCUGGUUGUGUGGAACAACACGUUGAUACUUCAUGGCGGUUUAACGAAUUACAACCGUAAUGGCCUAAUGGACGCAAGCAAUCGACAGCUUUUCUGCACGCUCUGGAUGUUCGAUUUUCACACGCGCAGAUGGACGCGGCACCAGAAUGUCAUUAAUGUCUGCCUUCUGGAGAGUAUGCUGCUGUCAGUGUUGGGCUCAAUUAUUCACCGUCCUCGAGCAAUACUGUUUGGAAAUCAGUCGCAGAUUGUAAUCCACUUCUUGCAGGGCUCGUACCUCUGCAAUCUAAGCAGUUCUUCAAGUGAUACUCCUCAAUGCCGACUGGCUGUGUCACGUACUUCAAGUAAGAAUACAAGGACACCGGAGAUUGGGCAAUUCUACGCCGUCAGCGCAACUUCGGGUGCCUUCUACAAGAUAGGGAAGCAAGUGUUUAGCUUGACAGUGAAGACGUCGCUGGAAAUUCCUGUGAAAGGCUCGCCUUCAGUCGUGGGACAUGAAUUCGUGGAGAAGAACCUUUUCACAUCGCACUCGCCGGGCCUUCUAUUUCCUGGACAACUUGGUUGCCUGACACCCACACCAGUUGUUCAAGGUCGAGGUGGUCAGGAGCGCGUCAUGUUUUUCCCAACAUCGAAAUGUUUUCUUGAAACUGAGCGGCAGGUUCCAAGGUGGGAUGCAGGGCUCUAUGACUGGACACCCGUUGUGUCGACUCUGACCGUGCAGACCGAUGAGUACGAGGUCAUGGCCCUGAGGAAUUGCCACAGCAGGGUCUUCAAGAGUGCUUCAUCAACGAGUCUGUCAAUUCGUACCGCCAUUCUGUUCGGAUAUGGCUACAAAACGAUUCACGCUACGGCCGCGACCUCCAUCACUUGGUGCAUAGGAAUUGGGCAUAAUAGAUGUGAUGAAUUUGUGGACAAGGGGAAGGCAGGAUCUCCGUCGAUGCGGUAUGAGCACGUUGCGGUUCGUCUUGACGACAGACGUCUUCUUGUUUACGGUGGUAAAGAAAAGAGCACAGCUCACGCUCUAUCCGACGUUUGGAUAUUGCAUCUGACACACGAUCACCGCUGCGAAGGAGAAUGGAAGAAAAUACAACCGCACAGUGUUGUCGGUGGUCCUCUGGCAAAGCGUUAUGGUCAUGCGGCAAUGACACAUGCAGAUUUGCACUAUGUGUUCGGCGGUCACGUUAGUCCCCGUGCUUGCAGCGAAUCUCUCACAGUUCUCAGGGUGGUGAUGUGCAACAGCACAGAAACCCUGCGAGUUCGGCGUAUCCCUCUAACGUCAUGCGUGCUGACCAGACGCUACGCCACCCUAACACGGUACAACCAGAACGGAUUGUUAAUUUUCGGAGGGGAUAAGGCUACACUGUCACAACUCAUUCUGUUGAACUUCAGCUCUAUGCACACAGUGGCAAAACUAUUACCACUUUUCACUUACAGCUACAUACGUAGACAUCACGUGGUAAGAGGAGAAAAACUCUAUUUGUUCGGUGGUGAGAGUGGAUCGCACGCCAUUAGGGGGUCGUCUAGGCAGAAGUAUAUGACGAUAACUGAGGGUCUUUGUCCGAAAGGCUAUCAACUGUUGAACGCAACCUGCCAGCCUUGCCAGAGGGGAGCAUUCUCGGAUUCGCUGGAAGGCGGGUGCUGGCCGUGUCCGAACUUUACGACAAGCGAAGCGGAAGGCUCCGAAUUUUGCAUUGCUCUGUCUCCCUGCCGCGGUCAGCUGUGCAGUGGGCAUGGUGUGUGUGUGGUAGACGAAAACCUAAUACCUGUGUGUCACUGUAACUUCGGUUUCGUGCCAUACGAUAACUGUCGCGUGCCGCUAGUCAGCCUAUCCAUUGCGACGGCAAUCCUCCUGUUUGUGUCGGCCAUUGCUCUUGCUACCCGAAAGUACCACAACAGAAACCAGCAACUCAAGCUCAAGGAGAGAGAACUGCAGGACAAACACAAGAGUAUGCGACUGUAUCAGAAGAAGCUAGACCAAAUCAACAUCGGGGCAAGAAUACAGUGGUCAUCGCUCAACCGCACCAAGAAACUGGCCAGGGGCUCUUUCUCGCAAGUGUGGCUAGCAGAGUUCAGCGACAUGUUGGUAGCUGUGAAAGUACUACCAAAAUACACAGGUAGAAACAUUUCGCUGACUGAUCAUUUUAUCCAAGAAGCUGAAGUACUCCGUUCAAUUCGUCAUCCUAAUAUCGUCAUAUUUCUGGGAGCCGGCACUGACCACGCAAGUAAACGACCGUUUCUCGUCAUGGAGUACUUGCGGCGCGGCUCGCUCUAUCACGUGCUCCACGACAGAGACAAUGUCUUCACACAUCACGAUCGCUUGAGGUUCGCCCUGGACACGGCCCGCGGGAUGGCAUAUCUGCACGGCUCCAACCCGCCACGUCUGCACAGAGACCUGAAGUCUCCCAACCUGCUAGUCAGCGACAAGUGGGUGGUGAAAAUCGGAGACCUGGGCACGUCACGGUUCAUGGCGAUUCUAGAUCCUGACAAGGCUGGCGACCAGACGACCCACAGCUCAGCUCCUGCGACCCCAACAACUAUCCCCACGGAUACACAAGGCGAUGAAAAUCUGCUCGCUGAGGCAGCCGAACAGAUUCCAACUGAACCUGCGCGUAUCGUGACAAGCGACUCCGGGAAUCCCGGGGUGAAUACAGAACAAGAGGAAACCAGUCUGUCAACUCCUUUGCUUACGGACAUCUCUACAAACCAUGGUGAGACGUACCAGCGCUAUUCUGCAUCGGUGAUGACCCGUGAAGUGGGUACACUGAGAUGGAAAUCACCCGAGACUGUGCGGGGAGAGCAUUACAACGAGAAAGCCGACGUAUACAGCUUUGGAGUGGUGCUGUGGGAGAUAUUCACUCGCCAAACACCGUAUGUCCAUCUUAAGGGCGAGGGAGAGGUGGAGGUGGCAAUCGCCCGUGGCCACCAGCUGCCACUGCCACCUGGCAUGCCAUACGACUAUCGUCACCUGGUGGAAGCGUGCCUGCGACCCACCGCCACGGAACGACCAAAUUUCAGUGAAAUCCCCCACGACCUUGAGACCCAGCAAGCUAACGCCUGACGGACAUUUGCACAGAGUACACAGAGUACAUUGUACGUACACCAGCGCACAGUGUAUAAGAAACACAAUUACUACUACUUCCGUACAUGUAUGUAUGUAGAUUCUUUGUAGAUUCUUUUUAGAUUCUUGUUCAACUAUCAUCGCAUAUCCUUCUCAUCGCUAUUCUUGCACUGGACUUGUACUGUAUGAAAAGGAUUGUCUCUUAUUACAGACCCCCCCUCCUCUUUCUCUCUCUCAGCACGAACGUCUGACCCAGAUUUACAACACAUUUUAAAGUGCGGGCCCAUUCUUGUCCAUAAUAGUUUCAAGGCGUAUGGACAUGUUAAUCACGUUUGUAUCCCCUGGUUUUCUUGAAUUUUCUGAAGCAUUCUGCACAUCUCCGGUAACCAAUUCACGUCUUUCUACAAGACAGUAUGUUCGUAGUGAAAGCCUCCUUGAAAGCCUCCAACUUUUAGGCAUACCACUUCAAAAAUAGAUUUACAUGUACAUGUACUUGUAUAAUAAAGAUACGGAAACGCAACAGGUGAUGCGAAUUGCGCAUUGGCCAGAGUUUGGCAUUAGUAAGUUUUUUUUCGUUGCUAUCUCGACAGAUUGAUUGUAAUGGCAAAGCUGAAUCAAUGUGCUAAGAUAGAAAAUACCAAAUUCAUGAUCAGAGAACCCUGUAGUGUAAAGCGACGGUUAUGUUGUCAUCUGUUCGACCCUCUUUGACGCUGUAUAUAAUUAUACAUGUACAUGUACUGCUGAGGCAACCACCUACACUACAUGAUUGUAAAUCUAUUUUCAUCGUUUUAUUGCACAUUGUCUCCACCGUUUUACAUUGCAUGAACAAAGUAUACACAAAUUUCGAUUCAGCUUGUCUUAUUGAUUGCGGUUUUCAAAUCUCUCCUGCUUGGUUACCUUCCCUCGCCUCUUUUUCCUUAUUUCUUUUCUUUUCUUGCUAUGCUUGGAUAUCACCCCUCUCUCGCACUUUGUGUGCCAAUUGGUCAUGUACCACGAGUUGAGUGGAUUAAAAUAAAAUAAAAAUCGAACACCCGUGAA